Messenger RNA from Populus nigra (black poplar), 1837 nucleotides. RefSeq names its product fructokinase-like 1, chloroplastic. The transcript is spliced from 2 exons. Gene Ontology annotation, cellular component: chloroplast nucleoid. The record is from RefSeq and is a predicted model, not a curated record. The coding region runs from base 68 to 1525 and encodes 485 amino acids. NCBI's taxonomy places the organism in Eukaryota, Viridiplantae, Streptophyta, Magnoliopsida, Malpighiales, Salicaceae. Gene Ontology annotation, biological process: plastid transcription; chloroplast organization.
GAGACAAAAAUGGAUAAACCCUGAAAAAAUUAAAAAACAAAACCAUUGAGCCGCUAAACCCACCACCAUGGCUUGUUUUCUUCUACUUCCACACUACAAUCCCUCAACCCCACAAUUUCCAAAACCUAAACCACCACCUUUUUUUCAUAAUAGCGCUAAGUACCCUCCAUUAAUCAAGCUAAACCCACCAAAAGCGUCUGCCACAAAUGGGGCUGUUGACGCUUCAACUCCUUCCCGUCGUGGCCGGAAAAAGAAACCCACUACAGCUCCCACUACUGACACAGCAACUAAGAGGACCACCACCAAACGUUCAAAGAAAACUGAAGCUGAAAAUGGGAGUAUUAGUGAUACGGAACUGUUGGACGGUGAAGAUUAUGAUGAUGGGAUUGAUUUUCCUUACGAGUAUCCGCCGUUGGUUUGCUGUUUUGGUGCGGUGCAGAAGGAAUUUGUACCUACGGUGAGGGUACACGAUAAUCCUAUGCACCAGGAUAUGUAUUCGCAGUGGAAAAUGUUGCAAUGGGACCCACCUGAGUUUGCGAGGGCUCCAGGUGGGCCAGUGUCCAAUGUGGCAAUAGCGCAUGCGAGGCUUGGUGGGAGGGCGGCGGUUAUGGGAAAAGUUGGGGAUGAUGAGUUGGGAGAGGAGUUGGUGUUGAUGAUGAAUAAGGAGAGAGUGCAGACGCGGGCGGUGAAGUUUGAUGAGAACGUGAAAACGGCGUGUAGUUUUAUGAAGGUUAAGUUUGGUGAUGAUGGGAAAAUGAGGAUGGAGAUGGUUAAGGAGGCUGCUGAGGAUUCAUUGCUUAGCUCUGAAUUGAACCUCUCUGUGCUUAAAGAGGCGAGGAUGUUCCAUUUCAAUUCGGAAGCCCUAACAUCACCUUCCCUGCAAUCUACACUUCUUAAAGCAAUUAGACUUUCUAAGAAGUGUGGAGGGCUUAUAUUUUAUGAUUUGAAUUUGCCACUGCCUUUAUGGAAAUCACGCAAUGAGACAAGGGAAAUUAUCAAGAAAGCAAUGAAGGAAGCGGAUUUUAUUGAGGUUUCACGAACAGAGCUUGAAUUUCUCUUGGAUGAAGAGUGUUAUGAGAGGAAAAGGAAUUACAGCCCACAAUACUAUGCUGAAAGUUAUGAGCAAACCAAGAAUUGGCGAGACUGUUAUCAUUACACUCGUGAGGAAAUCGCUCCGUUGUGGCAUGAUGGACUUAAGUUUUUGUUUGUGACUGAUGGAACACUUGAGAUUCAUUACUAUGGCCCUAAGUUUGAUGGUAAAGUUACUGGAACCGAAGAUGUGCUAAUAACCCCAUUCACUUGUGAUAGGACUGGAUCAGGUGAUGCUAUUGUGGCUGCUCUUAUGAGAAAGCUGACUACUUGCCCUGAGAUGUUCGAAGAUCAAGAUGUUUGCGAAAGGCAGCUUCGUUUUGCAGUUGCAGCAGGAAUUAUAUCGCAAUGGACAAUAGGUGCAGUAAGAGGUUUUCCAACUGAAAGUGCAACACAAAACCUGAAAGAGCAGGUUUAUGUACCUUCAAUGUGGUAGGCUGUACGGCAAAGUAUCUGUGGUUUGGCUUCACUUCAGGAUUGUCUUCUUAAGUUACGGGAUUUGUCUCGAAAGAGAGCGACUGGCACUUUAGAAAGAACUGUUUGGUCAGAAUCUGCUUCUUCUUCGUUACAUACCUGAGGUGCUAUGAUUGUUGGAUGUUUGAGAAUGUGCCAACUGUAGCAGAGGAAUGCAUUAUACAACAUUAUUCUGGUAAAGAUCCCUCUUUCUCUGUGUUAUUAAAACAAUCACUCUCUUCUGACAGUUUACUUGUUUGCAAUGUUUGAUUUAUGCGAUUACUUUCUUAGAGGA